CCCAGCCCCCCGCGCGGAGCCGGGCCGCCGCCGCCGCCGCCAGUGCCCGGACUGUUCACCCGCCCGCCCAUGAGGCGUUGAAAGCGGUGCCGGGAAGGGCGGAAAGAGCCGCCUCGGGCCCUAGGCUCUUGCACGUCGUCCGUCCCGUGUGGGGCGGCGGGGACCAUGUAAAAGGAGAGCGCCGAGACCAGUCCCAGAGCCCGGGAGCAGCCGCCGGCCUGCCCCAGCGCGUGGAGGGGAUCAUGGCGACGUCGAAUUUGUUAAAGAAUAAAGGUGCCCUUCAGUUUGAAGACAAAUGGGAUUUCAUGCGCCCUAUUGUCCUGAAGCUUCUUCGGCAGGAAUCCGUCACGAAGCAACAGUGGUUCGAUCUGUUUUCGGAUGUACAUGCAGUUUGUUUAUGGGAUGAUAAAGGCCCAGCAAAAAUACACCAGGCUUUAAAAGAAGACAUCCUUGAUUUUAUUAAACAAGCACAAGCCAGAGUGCUGAGCCACCAAGACGAUACCGCAUUACUGAAAGCCUACAUUGUAGAGUGGCGGAAAUUCUUCACACAAUGUGAUAUCUUGCCGAAGCCAUUUUGCCAGCUGGAGAUUACUCUCAUGGGCAAGCAGGGCAGCAGUAAGAAGUCCAAUGUAGAAGACAGUAUUGUUCGAAAGCUCAUGUUAGAUACGUGGAACGAGUCCAUAUUUUCAAAUAUAAAGACUCGCCUCCAAGACAGUGCCAUGAAGCUGGUGCAUGCUGAACGGCUGGGGGAAGCAUUUGACUCUCAACUGGUCAUUGGUGUUAGAGAAUCUUAUGUUAAUCUGUGUUCUAAUCCUGAAGAUAAGCUCCAGAUUUAUCGGGAUAACUUUGAGAAAGCUUAUCUUGAUUCGACGGAGAGAUUUUACAGGACUCAGGCCCCUUCCUAUUUGCAACAAAAUGGUGUACAGAACUAUAUGAAAUAUGCAGAUGCUAAAUUAAAGGAAGAGGAGAAAAGAGCACUACGAUAUUUAGAAACCAGACGUGAAUGUAACUCUGUAGAAGCGCUUAUGGAGUGCUGUGUGAAUGCUCUGGUGACUUCUUUUAAAGAGACUAUUUUAGCCGAAUGCCAAGGCAUGAUCAAACGAAAUGAAACAGAAAAAUUGCAUUUAAUGUUUUCGUUGAUGGAUAAAGUUCCUAAUGGAAUAGAGCCCAUGUUAAAAGAUUUGGAAGAGCAUAUUGUUAGCGCUGGAUUGGCAGAUAUGGUAGCAGCUGCUGAAACUAUUACUACUGAUUCUGAGAAGUACGUAGAACAAUUGCUCACGUUAUUUAAUCGAUUUAGCAAACUGGUAAAAGAAGCUUUUCAAGACGAUCCAAGAUUCCUUACUGCCAGAGAUAAGGCAUAUAAAGCUGUUGUAAAUGAUGCUACAAUAUUUAAACUUGAAUUACCAUUGAAACAAAAGGGGGUUGGGUUGAAAACACAGCCAGAGUCCAAGUGCCCGGAGCUACUCGCUAAUUACUGUGAUAUGUUGUUAAGGAAAACACCGCUAAGCAAAAAACUGACCUCUGAAGAAAUUGAAGCGAAGCUGAAGGAAGUGCUGUUGGUGCUUAAGUAUGUACAGAACAAAGAUGUUUUCAUGAGAUACCACAAAGCACACUUAACGAGGCGUCUCAUAUUGGAUAUAUCAGCAGAUAGUGAAAUAGAAGAGAACAUGGUGGAAUGGCUGAGAGAAGUCGGAAUGCCAGCAGAUUAUGUGAAUAAACUGGCAAGAAUGUUCCAAGAUAUCAAAGUAUCUGAAGAUUUGAACCAGGCCUUCAAAGAAAUGCACAAAAAUAAUAAAUUGGCCUUACCAGCUGAUUCUGUGAAUAUAAAAAUUUUGAAUGCCGGCGCUUGGUCCAGGAGCUCUGAAAAGGUGUUUGUAUCACUGCCGACAGAACUCGAAGAUCUCAUCCCUGAGGUAGAAGAGUUCUAUAAAAAGAACCACAGUGGCAGGAAGCUUCACUGGCAUCACCUGAUGUCCAACGGAAUUAUAACAUUUAAGAACGAAGUUGGUCAGUAUGACUUGGAGGUGACCACAUUUCAGCUGGCUGUGCUUUUUGCGUGGAACCAAAGACCCCGAGAGAAGAUCAGCUUUGAAAAUCUUAAACUGGCGACAGAACUCCCCGAUGCUGAGCUUAGGAGAACGUUAUGGUCUCUUGUAGCAUUUCCAAAGUUGAAACGGCAGGUUUUGUCAUAUGAACCUCAAGUCAAUUCACCCAAAGACUUUACAGAAGGAACUCUCUUCUCAGUGAACCAAGAGUUCAGUUUAAUAAAAAACGCUAAAGUUCAAAAAAGAGGUAAGAUAAACCUAAUUGGUAGACUGCAACUAACUACAGAGAGAAUGCGAGAAGAGGAAAACGAAGGGAUAGUUCAGCUAAGAAUAUUACGAACCCAGGAGGCUAUCAUCCAAAUAAUGAAAAUGAGGAAGAAAAUUACUAACGCUCAGCUUCAGACUGAACUGGUAGAGAUAUUAAAAAACAUGUUCUUGCCGCAGAAGAAAAUGAUAAAAGAGCAAAUUGAGUGGCUUAUAGAACACAAAUAUAUCAGAAGAGAUGAAUCAGAUAUCAACACUUUUAUAUACAUGGCAUAGUGCGGAGGCUGACUGGAAGAUGCCAGGAGGAAAACGCGCGUUGAAGGUGGCUCGGGCAGACAACUACCGGAGAAGGGACUCAGCGGGAGGAGGACUCGUUUGACUUUGCAUUACAUAUUCAAAUCCCUGCCUUGCCUUACCAGAGAGAACUUUUUUGAUUUGCCAACUGUUUUUUUUCAGCUAGCAUGAUGGCGUUCCCUUCACGUUGCACACAUUUUUAACAGCAUGCUGGGGUUUUUUUGUGGGGAAUUUUACAUUCACGGAGAGUCUGUGGUGAGCUGUUUUUUUUUUUUAAGAAAAAAAAAGAUUUGAUUUACUCCCACUUGGAAAAAGAAAGGACAGAUUUUGGGGGAGGGGGGGUUAGGUAAAUAAUACUUGCACAAGGAAAAAGGUCUUCAAAUAUCCAUGCACUGAGGAACUUCUGUUAGUUUUCACUUUUUUAAGAAAAGCAAACAGGACUAGAUGUAGCACUUCACAGUUUGUGUUUUGAAUCUGCCGCUGAAGCAUACUGUUCUCCUUUGAUCCCUUUUGAUGUAUAAGGUUUGGACAGCACACGCACCUCAUAGCUGAAGGUCUGUAUUUAUCCUGUAUUUGGCUCAGCCGAGGGCUUCGGGAGAACACACUCGGAUUUGGAUACUGAGACGUGUGGGUGUUCAACAGGAUAGAUCCACUUCGUCAGUUUUCUUUUCAAAACUGCGGGUGAACACUUGAUUUGUUUAUAUGGACAGAUUGGUUUCAGUCCCCCCCCCUUCUUCUUCUUCUUCUUUUUUUUAAAAAAGAAGGGUUGCUUUCUCUUCAAUAUGAUUUCACCUUUUAAAAAGCUGUGUUUCAUGAAUUGGUCUGUUGAUGGUGAAACGAAACGAAAUAUUAAGUGUAUUUCUUUGUACAUUUAAUAUUUGUAUUCACUGUGUUGAUAUGCUUGUAUAAAUCUGAAUGCAUUAAAAAAAAUAGCCGAUACACAAGUUACCCCUCCCCCCCCCCCAAAUAGAAAUUAACUUUUUGACAAUCCCUCUAUUUCUUCUUGGAUUAUUUAUUUUGAAAAUAUCUUAGGGUUACUUUUAAAAAUACAAUUCCAUUCUGAAAAAUGAUGGCGUGGACAGAGACAACUCUUUAGCCUGGUAGGUAGGUCUGCUUUGUAUGCUUUAUAAAUAUAUAUAUAUAUUUUAAUACCCACCACCACUUUCCUACUUUUUAUGCUGACAUUGUAGAACAAUUUAAAAAGUCCUGUCGACUCUGUUGAACACGGCUGCUGCCAGCCCGUUCCUUUCAGUGGAAUCUCUAGGAGUCCUCCUUCGGAUUCUUCCUCUGUACUUCCAUUACAAAAACCGCAUCCAACUUUUAAAAGCAAAGCAACUGUGAAAUGUACAGUAAGGCUUUACAGAGAACAAGCAGAUGGCUGCAUUACGAAUGAAAGAAAAACGUGAAUGUCUCUUUAAAUCAGUUCUAAGUACAUUGCUCGCUGUCUUCAGCUGCUUUGAAAUGCCUGCCAUUGCUUUGUAAUUUUUGGGGGGGGCCUUGGUACAUAAAAGGCAACACAAUCGAGUGGAAAAAAUGCAGCUUUUAUGGUGCCCUGCUUUUCCUUUUGCACAUUAGAAAACAGCUUUGCAAUCCUCCCUUGGAAAUUUUAGAACCUCAGAUGCUCACUCUCAUCCUGGUUAGUUUGUCUUGACCUCUAGGGAUUGGUGGUGAUGUUUAAUAAUCUUGACUUUUGUGCUUAUUUGGGUAAGGAGAGAGGCUAUCACACGGUAUGUGGGCUCAGAUAGUUUUAUCGCAGCUGUUGUAUUCCAUGACCUUUGGGUUCAGCAAUAUCUGUUGACACAGAGGGGUUCGUAUCUGAAUCUCUGUCCUGAAGCAAGCUCCAAAGUACAAAAUGGGCGUGGGGGCAUGGGGACAGAUUGCGAAUUCUUUCAGAUGCCAUUGAAAACCAAAUCUAUGUAAAGGCAGGUGAAUAAAAGCGUGUACUGAUCUAAAAUACCUUGCAUUCAAUUUCAGAGUUAAGACAGUGUUGUUGGGAAAAAUUGUGAAUGAGAAAGUGAUUUCGUGUACCUGCCAGUCACAGGCUGAACUUGUUGAAGAAAGAAACCUGUAGUCGGAAGUUCACUUAGCUUCAGUGCAGUGAGAAAAGAUACAGAUGUGUACAGAUGCUUCUCCUAUGCAUUUUGAUUGGAUGCUUUUGUAUUAGAAGGGCCUCUUUUGAUUCUGCUUUGGAGGAGCGGGCAUGACAUGUUAACUAUCAAACCGGCUAAAAUCCCUGUUUUGUUUUGUUGGGGGUUUUUUUUUAAGUUUGACAACAUGUUUAAAAAUAAUUUCAUUUCAGUCCUUGGAAGUCCAAAUAUUUGCGGAGACUUGAAUUAGUGGCUGGGGUCUAAAUGGUGUUUAGACUUCAAUUUGUGCCCUGGGUCUCACUGCAAAACCUUUUUCUCCCAUCUUUACUCCUCCCCUCCCCAAAAAAGCCAUUCCUGGAGAUUGUGGGAGGGAUCUCCAGAGCAGUGUCCAAUACCACAAAAGCAGCUGUACUUGGAAGUGAAAAUUGCUAUCUUCUCUCUCCCUGGGUGGAGGUGACGAAGCACUUUAGGUGUGUGCAUGGAACUUUUGGGGGCUUGCCAAUGAGUAAUUUUUGAAAGGAACUCUGUCUUGUGCAUUCACACUGAACAUUGAGUGGUUGUCUUGUCCAUAAUUUUAAUGUACGGAAGAACUGUACAUUGAUCAAUGUGUCUAAGGCAAGGGGAAAUUAGAAUGGACUGUGUGCCUAUAACGGUACCAUUUUUCUUCAUUUUUGUGUAUGUUUGAACAAGAUGUCAUGUAGAACACAAUUUGAAAAAUCACACCAGCAGUUUUUUUUAACAGGUGCAGAAUCACAUUUAGCAUUCCUUGUCAGGACAGUUUUUUUCACCAAGAUGCCCUUAAGGCUAAAGUUAUCAGGAGUAGGACAGCUUGGUUUGUUGUUUUGGGGGUGGGAUUCUUUUGCAGGAAGAUGAAAGCAUUCAAAUCUGAAAAAUGGAAUUAUCCUCCAUCACAAUAUGGAAACAUGGCACUUUUAAAUAUGACUUUUAGCUUUGGAUAUCUUUCUCCGAAGACUUAGCAUAAAGAGGGUGCUGCUCUUGAACAAACAUUUUUUUAAAAAUGUUGCUGCAAAGCGCUGCUAUUGUGGUUGGUAUUAAAUAAAACAAAACUCUAGAUGUGAAAAAUAAUGUAGGUUGCGUUAAUUUUAAGCAUAGUUCUAAAAACUUUCUCCCAGCAAAUGAGAUUCAGAUUUAAUAAUUUUGAAGUCUUCCACAUUUUCCCUUUACCUCUCUGAUUUCCCUGGUUUUCCGUCUACUCAUUUGUUUAACCCCGUUGUUCUUGUUGGAAUAGAAUGUAGUUAAAUUAUGUUUUAGUAGUGGCUCUCCUCCCUCCUUUCCCCCUCCAACGAUGUCAUAUGGCCUAAGAAGUCAAUCGUUUUGAAUUUAUUUACAUUGUGAUAUUUGUUGUGAAAGAUAAAAAUUUUUAACAAAUACCGCCAAAUAAAAAAUAUUUGAUAAUUUCAUGGAAAGAUUUGGUAUCUUAAGCACGAAACUAUUUUCUAUUUUCACGGAACUGGCUGGGAUGCUACCUUUGUAAAUUUGAGGUCCUAUUUGUGAAAUAAAUACACGAGAGCUUUCCUGUUAAUAGACUCUAUGUAGCCUGGAGUGCAGUGCAAACUUGAGUUCCUAGGUUGUAAUAUCUAUCUACAUACGGUUAUUUACAUUUUUUUGAAUGUGUGCCACUACAAGCUGAGAUAAAAUGCUGUACAAUUUUGACUGGUAGCAGUUUUUUCUUGUAUGGCAGUCUGGCUGAACUAUUUUGAUGUAAUGCUUAAUUUUUUGAAUUUUAUUUUUUAAGUUGUAUAAUUUAUUUUCUUGCAAAAUGUAAUAUAAAAUAUUAUAAAAAAAUCAAAAACA
Messenger RNA from Sphaerodactylus townsendi, 6505 nucleotides. RefSeq names its product cullin 5 (gene CUL5). Gene Ontology annotation, biological process: SCF-dependent proteasomal ubiquitin-dependent protein catabolic process; protein ubiquitination. Gene Ontology annotation, molecular function: ubiquitin protein ligase binding. The record is from RefSeq and is a predicted model, not a curated record. Gene Ontology annotation, cellular component: Cul5-RING ubiquitin ligase complex; SCF ubiquitin ligase complex. Bases 243 to 2585 code for a protein of 780 amino acids. Lineage: Eukaryota; Metazoa; Chordata; Lepidosauria; Squamata; Sphaerodactylidae. The transcript has 19 exons.